Thlaspi arvense is the source of this 303-nucleotide messenger RNA. The record is from the annotation of a GenBank genome assembly. NCBI's taxonomy places the organism in Eukaryota, Viridiplantae, Streptophyta, Magnoliopsida, Brassicales, Brassicaceae.
AUGCAGGAUCUCCUCAAUCACCCUACAAAUGAUUACCUGAGUGCACUUCGUGCAGCCAUCAGGUGCAUCAAAAACCCUAACCUGCAUCACACAAAGGUUUUGCACAAUGCAAUCAAUACAGUAGGGACUGAUGAAGAUGCUCUGACCUGUGUGAUUGUCACACGAGUAAAAAAGGAUCUGAAGACGAUCAGUGAGCUGUAUCUCAAGAGGAACAAUGUGAGUCUCGAUCAAGCCUUAGCGAAAGAGACAUUAGGGGACUACAAGACUUUUCUUCUAGCCUUGCUAGGACAUUUAGAAACUUAA